This is a messenger RNA of Mytilinidion resinicola, 1167 nucleotides long. Its product is annotated as translation factor. Gene Ontology annotation, biological process: regulation of translational fidelity. The record is from RefSeq and is a predicted model, not a curated record. The coding region runs from base 1 to 1167 and encodes 388 amino acids. Lineage: Eukaryota; Fungi; Ascomycota; Dothideomycetes; Mytilinidiales; Mytilinidiaceae. The transcript has 2 exons. Gene Ontology annotation, cellular component: cytoplasm. Gene Ontology annotation, molecular function: nucleotidyltransferase activity; tRNA binding; double-stranded RNA binding.
AUGAAGACCGACAUCCUCCAAGUAGACCCUUCCCGGAUCGGGGAAAUCACCACUAGUGCCACGACAGACUCGCCCUUGGAUAAUUGGGAUAUCAAGUGGGCAGUCGGCACUCCAGACCUCGAAAACCUGCAGCGCGCAGCAACCGAAUUACGGACCACGAGCAUCCCCGUCGCCUUCCCCACCGAAACAGUAUACGGCUUAGGCGCAGAUGCUACACGCAGCGCGGCAGUCCGGGGAAUAUUCCAGGCCAAGAAGCGCCCUGUCGACAAUCCCCUGAUUGUGCACUUCUACUCGCUCCAGCAACUGAGAACGCUGCUCCAGCCCACCGAUGGCGAGGACCCUAUACCAGCGAUAUACAAGCCGCUGAUCCAGAAGUUCUGGCCUGGGCCUUUGACGAUUAUAUUGCCGAACCCCGCUGGCUCGGUCCUGGCUCCCGAAGUUACAGCCGGCCUGCAGACAUUCGGUGCGCGCAUGCCGCGAAGCCUGCUCGCGCUGUGUCUUAUAAAGCUGGCCGGCGUGCCGCUGGCUGCGCCUUCUGCCAACGCGUCUACGAGGCCCUCUCCUACGGCGGCGGAGCACGUGAAGGACGAUCUGGACGGGCGCAUCCAGACGAUCCUAGACGGCGGCCCAUGCGAGGUUGGUGUAGAAAGCACCGUGGUGGAUGGACUCAGCUCUCCGCCAUCGAUCUUGAGACCUGGCGGAAUUACCUUGGAGCAGCUCCGCCAAUGCCCAGGAUGGGAAAAUGUGGUCGUGGGGUACAAGGACAAGCCUGAACAAGGGAUACAGCCGAGAGCCCCUGGAAUGAAGUAUCGGCAUUAUUCUCCCAAGGCGACUGUUGCGCUGUAUGAAGCGGGCGCUGGACAGCCUGAUCUUGCUACUAUGCUGGGUUACGUAGGGAGGACGUCUAGGAUUGGUAUUAUUAGGACGAAGCUGUGGAAGCCUGCGUGUGGGUUGCCUGUUCUCGACGGCUCGAAAAACAUAGAGAUCUGGGAGAUCGAUCUAGGAGCGGCCACCGCAGGAGUAGCGCGAGGUCUAUUCUCCGCUCUUCGCGAACUCGAUAAACACAACGUCGACGCCAUCUUUGUAGAAGGCGUCGAUGACACCGAAGGCGACAUUGCUACGGCGGUCAUGAAUCGAUUGAGGAAGGCUGCGGAGGUAAGGAUAUAG